GACCUCCGCGCGCAUCGCGUCUCACCUGCUCCGCGAUCCGGCGGGUCGUCGCCGGAACCAGCGCCUCCAGCAUGCGGCCCGGGCCCGGGAGGGGCGACGGGCGCCGCGGCGGGUUCGUCCGGUGCCUGGUGUCCGCCUGCCUCUUCUCGCUGCUCCUGCACCUGCCGGAGGCUCGCUCGUCCUACUACCCCCAGAGCGGGGAGUGCAAAGGCAAAGGCAAGGACUGCACAGAUCUGUCGGAGAAGAAGAGCGACCUGAGGGUCUGCGACGAGUCCACCUGCCGCUUCGGAGGCGUCUGCAGGGACGACGGCGCUCAGCUGAAAUGCGUCUGCCAGUUCCAGUGCCACAAGAACUACAUCCCCGUGUGCGGCUCCAACGGCGACACCUACCAGAACGAGUGCUACCGGCGGCUGGCGUCCUGCAAGCAGCAGAGGCUCAUCUCGCGGGUGUCCGACGGGCCCUGCUCUGCUGAUCCUGGGUCUGGAUCCGGAGAUGGAGAUGACGACGAAGGCUCCGGGUCCGAGGCGGGGAAGAAGUUCACCAAGUGCAGCACCUGCAAAUACGGCGCCGAGUGCGACGAAGACUCGGAGGACGUCUGGUGCAUCUGCAACAUCGACUGCAGCGGACACAACGAGAACCCGGUGUGCGCCACCGACGGCAACUCCUACAACAACCCCUGCCUGGUGCGCGAGGCGUCGUGCAUGAAGCAGGAGCAGAUCGACGUCAAGCACCUGGGCCGCUGCCCCGCCGAUAAAGAAAAGCUGGGCAAGAAGGACGACAGCAGCCCGUUUAAAGUGAACGACUUCGAGACCCCGGGGCUGAGCCACGGUGACGGGUUCUACGCCGGGAUGCCGAUCCCCUGCACCGACAGCGCCGCCGGAUUCUGCGUUCACGGAAAAUGUGAGAUCAAGUACAGCAUGGCCACCUGCAGGUGCGACGCCGGCUACAAAGGGCCUCAGUGCGACGAGCCGCAGGACUUCAACAUCCUGUACGUGGUCCCCAGCGGCCAGAAGCUGCACUACGUGCUGAUCGCCGCCAUCAUCGGCGCCGUGCAGAUUGCCAUCAUUGUUGCCGUGGUGAUGUGCAUCACGAGGAAAUGUCCAAAGAACAACAGAGGUCGACGGCAAAAGCAAAACCUGGGACACUUUUCUUCAGACACUAACUCCAGAAUGGUAUAGCCGCGAGCCGCUGCUUCUUUUUGAUAAGUUUUUCGUACAGCGUGGGAAUACCAUUUUUUAACUGUAGACGUGGUUACAAUUUUUUUUCUCUCCUGGGAAACCAUAUAAUGAAAGAUUACUUAUUCAUUUAAGGGGCCUUAUUUUCCCACCUUUUGGUUUUUUGUUUCGGAUGGAUUGUUUUGAGCAUCAUUUGGCCAAGACGGAGGAGGAGGAGCCGUCCUGUUCCGCCGUCCUGACUCCUUCCAAACAGGCGCCGUGUGGUGAACUGGCUAACAGACUGACGCCUGCCCCUCUUGAAUGUGCUAUUUAUUGAAUAUUAUAUGGGUUUGUCCCCCUCUGUUUCACUUUUUACUAAUAAUGUGCAGCUGAUCACCAAAUGCAGAUGUUUUUUUAAUGUUUUUGAGCAGGAGGUGGGGGGGCAGCCAGCCAGGUAUGGAAAUGUUUACACUUAUUCUUUGGUACGAACGCCCAUGUAAAGACUUCACUGUGUUUAAACGACUAAUUUAUUGUUAUUAUUAUUAUUACAGACGGGAUUUUCUUGGAGUAGUUUUUACUCUAGUUUUUUUUUUGUUUACUUUUAUUCUAAAUCCUAGUUCCUGUAUAUUCGCAUGACUCGUGAAAACUGUGUAUCGUGGUGUACUUUUAACUUUUGAAGAGGAAAUGCUGUCUGCCCCGCUGCCGCCGCCCUCUGAUGGUGGUGGGAGACGCAGGGACUCAGACUGGUGAACCAA
Molecule: messenger RNA, 1909 nt
Organism: Salarias fasciatus (jewelled blenny)
Lineage: Eukaryota; Metazoa; Chordata; Actinopteri; Blenniiformes; Blenniidae
Gene: tmeff1a
Product: transmembrane protein with EGF-like and two follistatin-like domains 1a
Exons: 10
Coding region: 72-1178 (368 amino acids)
Cellular component (GO): plasma membrane
Molecular function (GO): protein binding
Source: RefSeq, a predicted model, not a curated record